AUGUUUACUGCUAAAAAUUUACUUGAAAUAUACGAUAUUUUUCAUUCUACAAUGCCAUUGUUUUUUCUUUAUUUAAAAUUUGAUCUUUUUCUGACACAGACGAUAAAAACUUUGAUGGGACCUCUAUUUAUAUUAGUUUUGUUGCUGCAAAUUAAUAUUUUUACUGCCAUUCUUUAUUUUGUAUUUGGAUGUUUUUUGGUACAUAUUUUUAUUAUUUUUUAUGGUGCACCUGUUCUAGAUUAUAUUUGGGAGACAGCACUAUGUGCUUUGCAUUUGACUACUCUGGGGAUUUUGCCUUUAAUAUGUGUUUUUGGAAUGGAUACAGAAAAGUAUGCUGAACUUCUUUCUUUUGAGCUUGAUCUACAAGUUUUGCAGAAUCUUAAGUUAACAGUAGGUUUUUAUAGUACAUUUAUUGGUGCAUGGUUAGGUGCAAUACCUAUUCCUCUUGAUUGGGAUAGGAUAUGGCAAAAAUGGCCUAUUCCUAUUGUUAUAGGUGGAUAUGCAGGAUAUGCGUCAAGUAUUGUUAUAUUACUUUUUAUUUAUUUGAAAAAUAUUUUUAAGUGGAAGUCAGCAUAUGUUUUUGUUUAA
Messenger RNA from Pneumocystis jirovecii RU7, 588 nucleotides. RefSeq lists its product as uncharacterized. NCBI's taxonomy places the organism in Eukaryota, Fungi, Ascomycota, Pneumocystomycetes, Pneumocystales, Pneumocystaceae. Gene Ontology annotation, biological process: GPI anchor biosynthetic process. Gene Ontology annotation, cellular component: endoplasmic reticulum membrane. The transcript has 2 exons. The record is from RefSeq and is a predicted model, not a curated record. The coding region runs from base 1 to 588 and encodes 195 amino acids.